Molecule: messenger RNA, 5376 nt
Organism: Polistes canadensis
Lineage: Eukaryota; Metazoa; Arthropoda; Insecta; Hymenoptera; Vespidae
Gene: rdgB
Product: protein retinal degeneration B
Exons: 20
Coding region: 1056-4892 (1278 amino acids)
Biological process (GO): phospholipid transport
Cellular component (GO): cytoplasm
Molecular function (GO): metal ion binding; phosphatidylcholine intramembrane carrier activity; phosphatidylcholine binding
Source: RefSeq, a predicted model, not a curated record
AAGAAAGGGAAUCACAGUAGAGCCGUCAGUUGGCCGCCGCGCGUCGGCGGUGUAAUAUCUCGUUGUAAAUUGUUUCUUAGUAAUAAUCGUUGCCUCGAUCGAUUUAUUACCUUGAUCGAUCCUUUUCAAAGGAUAUCUCGCACAUAUUGAUCUACGUACACGUCAUUAAAAACUAUAUAAUAGUCAUCUAUUUUCAAAUAACUAAAUUAUCGAAAUCUACAUUCCAGUUUAAAUAAUAGGAACGAAAAGGGAAAGUGUCAAAGGCAAAUAUUUGUCUGUCUUACGAACGGUGUAUGUAUAUAUAUACAUAUACAUAUAUAUAUAUGUAUUUAUGUAUAUAUAUAUGUGAGUGUUAUGUGUGUUACUACUGUGUGUAAUGCGUGUGUUUGUCGGUGGAACGAGUUCAUUUCUUCGUCCAAGGGCUUCCCGUGUCCAGUGACGUUUUUUUAAAAGAAGCUUUUGAUAUAAUAUAAAUAAUUCAAACGAUCACAUUCUUGCGUGAAGAUCAAUCUAACCGAAAAAAAGAAAAAAAAAAACAACGAGACAUUUUAUUUUAUUUUUCUAAAUAUAAAGAAUAGUAUAAUGUGUAGAUAAUCAUUUAACGUUACCAUCAGUUUUAAAUGAUACAAAUAUACUUAUAUAUAAUUUGUGUGAAGAAAUAAUUUUCUUUUUUUUUUCUUCUUAUUUAUCAUUAAAAAAAAUUCGAAUACGCGCUACCGUAUCGACAAAAAAGAUAGUAGGUGUGGCGCGAAACGUGUAUUUUCUCUAAGGCAGAAGAAAUUAUCUCUAUCUUUAUCUCGUUUAUUUUUUUUUCUUCUUUUAUCGUCUUCCUCUUUUACCUUCCACAAUUUAAGUUUUUACUUCUUUUAUACACAUCACUUGGAGUCACGGAUGAUACUUACGAACGUUAGAACAACGUAGAUAUCUCACCAAGAAGAAGAAUAUCUAAUAAGAGCUUCCUUGCAACACGGAGAAUAUUUUUAUUUUAUUUUAUUUCUUAUUUAUUUAUAAACUAUUCGAAGAUGUACGGGUGAUAAACAAUCUUCCUCUUCAAAAUGUUGAUCAAAGAAUAUAGAAUUCCUCUGCCGCUUACGGUGGAGGAAUACCAAAUUGCUCAACUUUACAUGAUAGCGAAAAAAUCACGCGAAGAAAGCAGAGGUACCGGAAGUGGGGUAGAAAUAAUAGUUAACAAACCAUAUACAAAUGGUCCCGGUGGAAAUGGUCAAUACACACAUAAAAUUUAUCAUGUUGGUAGCCAUUUACCAGGAUGGUUCAAAAGUUUAUUACCAAAAUCGGCAUUAAUAGCAAAAGAGGAAGCAUGGAACGCGUAUCCCUAUACAAAAACGCGAUACACGAGUCCGUUCGUCGAGAAGUUUUCCAUAGAAAUAGAAACUUAUUAUUUUCCUGAUAAUGGUUAUCAAGAAAAUGUCUUCAAACUUAGCGGUGCCGAUCUGAGAAACAGAGUUGUAGAUUUGAUUGACAUAGUAAAAGAUCAAAUUGAUUAUGUCAAAGAAGAAGAUCCUAAAUUAUACAUCUCCGAGAAAACAGCAAGAGGGCCAUUAACAGAAACCUGGUUGGAAGAUUAUUGGGCUGAUGUCAAAGAUAAACAGCAGCCAACACCAUCGGGAAAAUCAUUAAUGUGUGCAUACAAAUUAUGCCGGGUUGAAUUUCGUUACUGGGGUAUGCAAACAAAAUUAGAAAAGUUCAUACACGAUAUGGCAUUGAGAAAAGUGAUGGCACGAGCACACAGGCAAGCCUGGGCCUGGCAAGAUGAAUGGCAUGGUUUAACUAUGGAAAACAUCAGAGAAAUCGAACGACAAACUCAAUUAGCAUUACAACAAAAGAUGGCUCUUACUGAGUCUGGUGAAGAAAUAACUGGGGAUGAUGAUCAGGACGCUAAUACAGGAAAUACUGGAAUGACGCCGCAAGAAACAAACGUUGCUCGAACAUUCGCAGCUACUUUGAGUAGUAUCGAGAAAAAUGAGGAUCUUCAAAGUCCACCGAGGGUCAGGAAACCAUCGGAUAUACCGAUCAUCAAUACAGCUGUUAGUUCUGAAGGAGAAGUUAGUCCUGAAGAUUCUCCAACUGAACAACCCAAUACUAAUAAUAGCCCGAACGACGAAAAAAGUGAAAAGAAAUCAUGGAAGAAGAAUGCAGCAAGUCAUUCGCCUAGUUCAGCUAAAAGUAUGGACAUGCAAAUAGCAAAUUGGAGAAUGGAGAGUAUAGUUCGAGAAUCCGAAACAAGUAGCGAAGAGGAAUUCUUUGAUUGUCAGGAGCACUUUGAAGAUAACUCUUCAUUAGCUAAAUGGAGUUCUUUGGAUCUUCUAGCAGAAGAGGACGAUGGUGCAUCUCCUGUGUCAAUAACAAACAACGUGGAAGAAACAGAUACGAUAUUCUCACCGUCGUUUCUACAACCAAUUGCAAGCGAACGUAGUAAACGAUUACAAAUUAUCACAUCGACUAGCAUUGACGUUUCUUGUCCGACAUCACCACAACAUUCUCCUACACAUCAAUCUUGUAAAACUACAGUAUUAUUAAUCGUAAUGCACGCUGGAAGUGUUUUAGAUGCCAACAUAGAUCUGACUGCUAAAAAAUCGGAUGUAACUACCUUCAGAGGUGCCUUUGAAUCUGUUAUGAGACAACAUUAUCCUAGUAUGGUUGGACAUGUUUCUAUUAAAUUUGUUUCCUGUCCCUCGAUUUGUACCGAAGGUCUGGGUGUUCUUUCGAGUUUAAGUCCAUACAGUUUUGACAUGUCACCAUCAUGCAUGGAUGCACCUCAAGUAACGAACGAUACCAUACCAAUCGGUGCAAUACCAUUAUUAGCGAGUGCAAGCUCGGAUUAUGAAGAAGCAGUAACACGAGUGGUGACAAAUGCAAAUCAAAUUUAUCAAGAAUUUAUAAAAAGCGAAGAGGGUAGAGGUUUUAGUGGACAAAUUAGUUUCAUCGGUGAUUCCGUAGGUUCGAUAUUGGCCUACGAUGCAUUGUGUAGAUCUACGCAUUAUCAUUCGAGGCAUAACAGUGAAAAUAAUAUAUUGGAACCGAAUAAUCAAGGAACCGAAAAUAAUGGAAUAUUCGAGGAUGGAAAACAUUUGAGUGCACCUUCACCCCGAAGAAGAUCUUCGGGUACAAACGACAGGUCACAACAAUGUAAAUUAGAAUUCGAGGUAGGAGAAUUCUUUAUGUUUGGCAGUCCAUUGGCACUCGUAAUGGCAUAUAGAAAAAUUUCAUCACACGAAGAUAAGAAUAGUAAUAUUCCAAGGCCAAUGGUGAAUCAGGUUUACAAUCUUUUUCAUCCAAGUGAUCCAGUGGCAGCGAGAAUCGAGCCAUUGAUAUCAGCAAGAUUUUCAUUAUUACCACCUGUUAAUGUUGCUCGAUAUCAAAAGUAUCCUCUUGGAAAUGGACAACCUUAUCAUUUACUGGAAACGAUUCAAAGCAAUCCACAAUUAUUUACGGAUGGAUUAAACGUUCCUAACAUACAUAUGACUACACCGGUUCAACAUUCUCAUUUGAGAAGAUUGUCGGAUAUUUCGAUUCACAGUACUAUGUCUGGUAUCAUCGAUAAUAUUCCUUUACAAGUUGUUUCUGCUCUUACACAAAAAUGGUGGGGCAACAAACGAAUAGAUUACGCUCUAUAUUGUCCAGAGGGUCUGGCAAAUUUUCCUACAAACGCGUUACCUCAUCUUUUCCAUGCUAGUUAUUGGGAAUCAUCAGACGUAAUAGCAUUUAUAUUAAGACAGCUGGGUCGAUUUGAUUUACCUAUGCUCGGUAACGAAGAAAAAGAACUCUCCUGUUUCCGUCCAGGUCAACCUAGGGAAAAAUGGAACAAAAAACGCACUUCGGUCAAGCUAAAGAACGUUGCUGCUAAUCAUAGAGCCAAUGACGUAAUCGUUAAAGAAGGUGCUGCUCAAGUAUUAGUUGCCAGAUUUAUGUACAGUCCAAUAGAUGUAAUAGCUUUAACAGGUGAAAAAGUAGACAUUCAUAUUAUGAAAGAUCCACCUGUUGGAGAAUGGACGUUUUUAUCUACCGAAAUUACUGAUAAAAAUGGUAGAAUAACAUAUAGAAUACCUGACGACAAAGCUCUCGGUUAUGGGCUUUAUCCUGUUAAAAUGAUUGUUAGAGGAGAUCAUACAUCUGUCGACUUCUUUAUGACUGUGAUACCUCCGAAAACAGAAUGUGUGGUCUUCAGUAUCGAUGGAUCGUUCACAGCGAGUAUGUCAGUUACCGGAAAGGAUCCUAAAGUUAGAGCUGGUGCUGUUGAUGUUGUCAGGCAUUGGCAGGAAUUAGGCUAUUUAAUUAUAUACAUUACUGCACGACCUGAUAUGCAACAGAAGAAAGUUGUGUCAUGGUUAUCUCAGCAUAAUUUUCCUCAUGGUUUGGUGUCCUUCGCUGAUGGUCUUUCCACGGAUCCGCUUGGCCACAAAGCAGCGUAUUUAAAUAAUUUAGUCCAGGAACAUGGUGUGAUAAUACAUCAAGCGUACGGUAGUAGCAAAGAUAUAAGUGUUUACACGUCAAUAAAUCUAAAACCCAAUCAAAUAUUCGUUAUCGGUAGUGCAUCGAAAAAACAUCACGCAUUAGCAACAAUACUUCACGAUGGUUAUGCAGCACACUUGAGCAUGCUACAGGUACACGGUGGUUCGAGACCAGCAAAGGGUAACGCAAGGAUGGUAAUACCACGUGGUCAAUUUGGUUUACCUGGUCAGAAUGCAUCUUUGCGGCGCAGAAGCUCUUUUAGAACGGCGAAACGAGCUAUUUCCCAUUCAGGUGUGGGAAAAAUAUUCCCAUUGGAACGAAGUACGAGCUUAGGACCACCACCACCAUCAAGUUCGGUUGAAAAUAUGGUACCUCAUUCGGCGCCACCAAUCAAAAAUACCGCCACGGAUAAGAAGCUCUGACGACUUACACGCUGCCGCUCUUUCUUCGAAUCCUUGCAUUAAUUUCAAUGAAUAAUAAUAUUUCAUUUACUUAUUUUUAAUUGUAUUCGUUCAAAUUAAGUAUCUCCUCUUCUUAUUGAUUCGAAUUUUAAUUUAUUUUACACUAAUUUAACUGUAAAAAGUAAACAUUUGUAUCAUUUUUACAUCGAAUCGUACGUCAUCGUUGUGAACAACUACUUUAAUCGUAUUACGUCGUUUAUGAGUAUAUAAUACUACGUUAAUAAUAAUGAUAAUAAUAUCAGAGUUUUUUUUUAUCGUUUUUAUUAAUUAGAAAAUUUAUUUUUAUUAUGAUAUAUAUAUAUCGUUUCGCGGAUCGAAAAAUAAUUCGAAAAUUUGUAAUAACUUAAUGCUGACUUAUUCAAUGCGAUUACAUUCGUUACAAGUCUAUUUCUCCGAAUCGCAUAAUCGUAAUAAUGCAUUACGUAAAGUAUGAAGAGAGAAAAAA